AGCAGCUGCUCCCGGAGCUCACAGGGCUGCUCAGCCUCUUGGACCAUGAGUACCUCAGCGACACCACCCUGGAGAAGAAGAUGGCCGUGGCUUCCAUCCUGCAGAGCCUGCAGCCCCUCCCAGCAAAGGAAGUCUCCUAUCUGUAUGUGAACACAGCCGACCUCCACUCGGGCCCCAGCUUUGUGGAGUCCCUCUUUGAAGAAUUUGACUGUGACCUGAGUGACCUUCAAGACGUGCCAGAGGAUGAUGGCCAGCCCAGCAAAGGAGCCAGCCCUGAGCCAGCCAAGACCCUAGCUCUGAAGAAUGCAGCUGACCUGCCUCCACCACUCCCCAACAAGCCUCCACCCGAGGACUACUAUGAGGAGGCCCUUCCCCUGGGACCUGGCAAGUGCCCCGAGUACAUCAGCUCCCACAACAGCUGCAGCCCGGCCCACUCAAUAGUAGAUGGUUACUACGAGGAUGCAGACAACAGCUACCCUGCAACCAGGAUGAAUGGGGAGCUGAAGAACUUCUACAAUGACUCUGACGCCAUGAGCAGCUCCUACGAGUCCUAUGAUGAGGAGGAGGAGGAAGGGAAGGGGCAGCAGCCCACACACCAGUGGCCCUCAGAGGAGGCCUCCAUGCACCUGGUGAGAGACUGCAGGAUAUGCGCCUUCCUGCUGCGGAAAAAGCGCUUUGGGCAGUGGGCCAAGCAGCUGACUGUCAUCAGGGAGGACCAGCUUCUGUGUUACAAAAGCUCCAAGGACCGACAGCCAUAUCUGAGGCUGGCCCUGGAUACCUGCAAUGUCAUCUACGUGCCCAAGGACAGCCGGCACAAGAGGCAUGAGCUGCGCUUCUCCCAGGGGGCUGCUGAGGCCCUGGUUCUGGCACUGCAGAGCCGGGAACAGGCUGAAGAGUGGCUAAAGGUCAUUCGAGAGGUGAGCAAGCCCUUUGGAGCAGCUGAGAAUGCAGUGGUCCCCAGGUCCCCAAUCCUCUUGUGCAAGCUGGACCCAGACAAGAGGCUGUCCCAAGAGAAGCAGACCUCAGACUCUGACAGCCUGGGCCUGGGCGACAACUGUUCCACCCUUGGCCGCCGAGAGGCCUGUGACCAUGGCAAAGGGAAGAAGAGCAGCCUGGCUGAGCUGAAGGGUUCAGUGAGCAGGGCUGCAGGCCGUAAGAUCACCCGCAUCAUCAGCUUCUCCAAGAAAAAGCCGCUAGUUGAUGACCUGCAGACGUCCUCCACCGAGGAGGAGGUUCCAUGCUGUGGCUAUCUGAACGUGCUGAUCAAUCAGGGCUGGAAGGAACGCUGGUGCCGUCUGAAGUGCAACACUCUGUAUUUCCACAAGGACCGUGCAGACCUGAGGACCCACGUGAAUGCCAUCUCCCUCCAUGGUUGUGAGGUGGCCCCAGGAUUUGGGCCCAGACAUCCAUUUGCCUUCAGGAUCCUGCGCAACCGACAGGAAGUUGCUAUCUUGGAGGCGAGCUGCUCAGAGGAUAUGGGCCGAUGGCUUGGCUUGCUGCUAGUGGAGAUGGGCUCCCGAGUCACCCCUGAGGCACUGCACUAUGACUAUGUGGACGUGGAGACCUUAACCAGCAUCGUCAGUGCUGGGCGCAACUCCUUCCUAUAUGCACGUUCCUGCCGGAAUCAGUGGCCUGAGCCCCGAAUCUAUGAUGAUGUUCCUUAUGAAAAGAUGCAGGACAAGGAGCCUGACCGUACCACUGGGGCCCAGGUGAAGCGCCAUGCCUCUUCUUGCAGUGAGAAGUCCCAUCGAGUAGACCCACAGGUCAAAGUCAAGCGCCACGCCUCCAGUGCCAAUCAAUACAAGUAUGGCAAAAACCGAGCUGAGGAGGAUGCCCGGAGGUACCUGGUAGAAAAAGAGAAGCUAGAGAAAGAGAAAGAGACAAUCCGGACAGAGUUGAUGGCACUGCGACAGGAGAAGAGGGAGCUGAAGGAGGCCAUUCGAAGCAACCCAGGAGCAAAGUUAAAGGCUCUAGAGGAGGCCGUGGCCACCCUGGAAGCUCAAUGUCGGGCAAAGGAGGAACGCAGGAUUGACCUGGAGCUGAGGCUUGUGGCGGUGAAAGAGCGCUUACAGCAGUCCCUGGCUGGCGGCCCAGCCCUAGGGCUCUCUGUGACCAGCAAGAACAAGAGUGGGGAAAUUGCAAAUAAACCCCAAAACAACGCCUCAGAACAACCUCUCCCUGUCAACUGUGUUUCUGAGCUGAGGAAAAGGAGCCCAUCCAUCGUAACCUCCAGCCAAGGAAGGGUAUUGCAGAAAGCCAAGGAAUGGGAAAUGAAGAAGACCUGGAAAGAGGAUAAAGAUUUUAUCCCAAAGAACAUAUCAGCUUGUCCAUCUAAGGCAGAAAAUCUUUCUUUACAAGGAUACACAGGAGAAGACUAG
Molecule: messenger RNA, 2378 nt
Organism: Orycteropus afer afer
Lineage: Eukaryota; Metazoa; Chordata; Mammalia; Tubulidentata; Orycteropodidae
Gene: AFAP1L1
Product: actin filament associated protein 1 like 1
Cellular component (GO): cytosol
Molecular function (GO): SH3 domain binding
Source: RefSeq, a predicted model, not a curated record